CUCUCCGUCGUCGAGAACAUCCGACGACACCCGGAUAACUGUGCAUUCGCCAUCUUCGACCGGACGCGUGGACCAGAUGGACCGGGAGGGGACUCACCCGCGAAUUCGGAGGACGGUACGCUCGCGGGCGUGAUGGCCCUCAUCAACACGUCUAAGCAGCACAAGAACACGGAGAUCGGACUCGUCGUCGUCUUUCCCGCGUUCCAGAGCACGCACGUCGCGCGCACUGCGCUCGGCCUUCUCCUGCGCUACUGCUUGCAAUCGCCGGCGGCCUCUCCUCCUGGGUUGGGCUUCCGCCGUGUGCGCUGGUCGGCGCACCCGCAUAACAAGGCAUCAAUCAAACUCGCGAAGCGGAUGUGCUUCCAAGAGGAGGGCGUCAUGCGCUGGACGUUUUGCAUACCGGACGUGGAGGAGAUGGAACGAGAGGCGCAUCAAGUGAAGAGAGAAGGAGAAGACGGUUGGGGACGCGAUAGCGUCUGUCUAGCGAUCUGUUGGGACGAGUGGGAUCGGAGCGCAGGAUAUGGUGUGGAAAGACUGUUACAGCAGCCGUCGGGCCAAUAGGUGAGCCGACAGUCGUUUGUCACCCAUGCUGGUGUCUCAAGACCGUGAGGC
This is a messenger RNA of Fomitopsis serialis, 612 nucleotides long. RefSeq lists its product as uncharacterized. Bases 133 to 561 code for a protein of 142 amino acids. Gene Ontology annotation, molecular function: protein N-terminal-serine acetyltransferase activity; protein-N-terminal-alanine acetyltransferase activity. NCBI's taxonomy places the organism in Eukaryota, Fungi, Basidiomycota, Agaricomycetes, Polyporales, Fomitopsidaceae. The record is from RefSeq and is a predicted model, not a curated record. The transcript has a single exon.